AGCGAUGCAAUAACAACAGCAAUCGAACGGACGAAUACAACCUUAUAAGGUCUCGACUGGGGCUGCUGAGUUGGCAACCGUUCUUUUGAAUCGAAUUUUGUUUGUCUUGCAUCUAGCCAUAGACGAGAGGCCCACCAAAGACCUUCCCACCUGUACCCCGCCCUGUUGCCAAGGUCUCCGGAUAAGCCUUCGAGGCUCUCCUCAUAGACGCCUGUUCCACUCUCGCCCGACCCAGGAACUUGACCAGCAGCAUCUACCUGCUGCACGCUUGAGCGCAAUCUGAUCACUCGUCCUAUCGUAAUAGUUUGAAGGAUCUCUCGAGAUGGAAACUCUCAAGGCGGUCUUCUUCGGCCCCGAUCCUCAAGCACAGAUGAGGAAAUGCAAUCAGCUCAUCCGUGCCAAUACUCGCCAAUUAGAUCGUGACAUCUCGCAGCUCAAGACACUGGAAAACAAAACACGACAGCACAUCGUGAGUGCAUCACGACGAGCCCAACGCAACCCCUCCCAAGCGAAGCAAGCCAAUAUGGAAGCCAAGACCUUUGCGCGAGAACUUGUUCGAAUUCGAAAACAGUCGACCCGUCUCCACACCAGCCGAGCUCAGUUGCAAAGCGUUCAUAUGCAGGUGAACGAGGCAUUUUCAGUGCGCAAAAUCCAAGGUAGUCUGAAGAAGUCAACGGGAAUCAUGAAGGAUGUCAACACUCUCGUUCGUAUGCCCGAGCUGACAGCCACUAUGCGACAAUUGUCUACUGAACUGGUACGUGCCGGGAUCAUCGAGGAAAUGGUGGAUGAUGCAAUUCCGAACAACGAACUGCUCGAAGAUGAGGAGGACGAAGCGGAGGAGGAAGUAGACAAAGUCCUACAGGAAAUUCUUCAGGGCAAACUGUCUCAGGUGGAAGGGGUCAGGCCCGAACAGCCUUUGGAAGAAGCUCCCGAGCCCGAGGACGAGCUCGAGGACCAAGAAGCGACUCUUGCUCAAAUGAGAGGGAGGCUGGAAGCUUUGAAGAGCUGAAGUGGCAGAUGCACACUCUUAUGGCGCGGGACGGUUUCAAUGCAUGCGCUUGCCCGUCAUCCGCUUUCUUACAGUUUUAGAUGGCGUUCAGUUGGACAGGGCGCGUGGGGCGUUCGUUUCUUGACUUCUGCUUCAAUCGGGUUGAUCUUGGGCAGGCCCCGGCUUCAGGAGUCUUGACUACAUUGCAUUGCUUUACUAUACCGCGCAAGGUUAUGGCUCAAGUUACCAUGUGUUGUAUAUGAAUAUUAUGGAUUCUUCUGUGUAUGAGUUUUCGGGCCGUUGCUCGGUUUACGCUGUCAUUUAGGCAAGGGUAGAAUGGUA
This is a messenger RNA of Aspergillus saccharolyticus JOP 1030-1, 1330 nucleotides long. Its product is annotated as ESCRT-III subunit protein VPS24. The transcript is spliced from 2 exons. NCBI's taxonomy places the organism in Eukaryota, Fungi, Ascomycota, Eurotiomycetes, Eurotiales, Aspergillaceae. Bases 323 to 1009 code for a protein of 228 amino acids. Gene Ontology annotation, biological process: endosome transport via multivesicular body sorting pathway; late endosome to vacuole transport; protein transport. The record is from RefSeq and is a predicted model, not a curated record. Gene Ontology annotation, cellular component: multivesicular body; ESCRT III complex.